Molecule: messenger RNA, 3423 nt
Organism: Striga asiatica
Lineage: Eukaryota; Viridiplantae; Streptophyta; Magnoliopsida; Lamiales; Orobanchaceae
Source: the annotation of a GenBank genome assembly
UUACCAAACAUAACUUCAGCAGAUUUAAUAUUAUUUACCACGUCCUAGUUUGCAGUAACACAGUUCUAUUUAAUCAAAAAUGUCAGAAAAGAAUGAGCAAAAGCCCAAAAUUUCCCAGCACGAAGGAAACUCAAUAAUCAAAUGGAAUCCCGAGCUCAGCUCUACCCGUAGAGCAAUGGCGAAACCCGAGAAACCCAAAUCCAAUUCAGUGAACCUCCCGCCAUCGUCCGGGUCGAAUCCGUCCAAAAUCCACCCGGCAGACGAACCGGAGAGCCCUCCCGACCCGAAUUCAUAUUCCCUGGAGAAAUUCCGCCUCUAUGAGACCCGCGCUUUUUAUCUAAAGUAUGCUAAUGAUCUGUCUCUGGUUUAUCUUGGAGUUGCUCAUAGAUGGUUAGAACAUUAUGCCAGCUUGAUUUGUUUACUUCUAUGCAUGAACAGCCCUUUUAUGUUUGUAACGUGGCCUCAUGCUACCUUGAUUUUUUUCCAGAGGUUUUACCUGAUCGGAAGUGAUAGGAACAAGAAGUUCUUCCGGGUUUUAAAGAUCGAUAGAAUGGAACCUUCCGAUUUGAAUAUAAACGAAGACCCCGUGGUUUAUCCACCGCAAGAAGUUAAGAGCUUGCUCCAGAGGAUUGCCGAGGGCAAUCGUGCUACGGGAGGCUUAAAUUUCGUGGCCAAGGUCUACGGCAUUGUUGGCUGCAUCAAAUUCUUGGAGUCGUACUAUCUGAUACUGGUGACAAAACGGCGGCAGAUUGGCUGCAUUUGUGGUCAUGCGAUAUAUAGUAUAGACGAGAGCCAAAUAAUCACCAUCCCACAUGUUUCAGUUCAAACUGAUAUUGCUCAUUCUAAAACUGAGCUAAGGUACAGGAAGCUUUUAUCCAGUGUCGACUUGACGAAUGAUUUUUUCUAUAGCUAUACUUAUCCUAUAAUGCAAAGCUUACUGAAGAAUGUGUUAUCGAUGGGUGAAGAAGGGAUGCCAUAUGAUAAUAUGUUUGUUUGGAAUGCAUUUCUAACACAAUCAAUUCGGUUAAGAUGCAAGAACACCAUUUGGACGAUUGCUCUUGUUCACGGGAAUUUCAAACAGGUUAGACUAUCAAUUUUUGGAAGAGAUUUUAGUGUUUCUUUGGUCUCGAGACGCUCUCGCCAUUUUGCUGGAACACGUUACCUUAAGCGAGGAGUUAAUGAUCACGGGCGGGUAGCCAAUGAUGUGGAGACAGAGCAAAUAGUUAUCGAUGAAGAAGCUGGGUCAUGCAAAGGAAAGAUGAGUUCUGUUGUACAAAUGAGGGGUUCCAUUCCCCUUUUCUGGUCACAAGAAGCCUCAAGAUUCAGCCCUAAACCUGAUAUUAUAUUGCAAAGAUAUGAUCCUACAUAUGAGGCGACCAAACUGCAUUUUGAAGACCUGGAAAAAAGAUAUGGCAACCCAAUUAUUGUUCUUAAUCUAAUUAAGACUGUCGAAAAAAGGCCACGAGAAAUGAUGCUGAGGCGUGAGUUUGCAAAUGCAGUGGGGUAUCUAAACCAGAUACUUCCAGAAGAAGAACAUCUCAAAUUUAUUCAUUGGGACUUCCACAAGUUUGCAAAGAGCAAGUCUGCCAAUGUAUUGGCAGUCUUGGGUGGAGUUGCAAGUCAAGCACUUGAUUUAACAGGAUUUUAUUAUAGCGGAAAACCUUUGGUUGUUAAAAGAAGGGAUUCACAACUAACUCGUACUAGCACUGGGAGGGAAUCUUCUCUUCGAGAUUUAAGAUCUAAUUCAGUUGAGCUAUCAAGAGUUGGUGGUGGCACUGAUACCUCAACCAAGCAAGAUAAAGUGUUCGAAAGUAAACAACAGAGCCAAAAGGACAUCAACGGUAAUUCAGAGCCGAGAUUUCAAAGCGGGGUUCUGCGUACAAACUGCAUCGACUGCUUGGAUAGGACAAAUGUUGCCCAAUACGCUUAUGGCCUUGCAGCUCUUGGCCGCCAGCUACAUGCAUUGGGCUUGACAGAUAUUCCAAAAGUGGAUCCUGAUAGUAGCAUUGCAGCUGCUCUUAUGGACAUGUACCAGAGCAUGGGUGAUGCCUUGGCUCAGCAGUAUGGUGGCUCCGCUGCACACAAUACUGUGUUUCCUGAGAGACAAGGGAAAUGGAAAGCUACGACCCAAUCUAGGGAGUUUCUGAACUCUAUAAAGAGAUAUUACAGUAACACUUAUACGGAUGGUGAAAAGCAGGAUGCAAUUAACUUAUUCUUGGGAUACUUCCAGCCCCAGGAAGGCAAACCUGCAUUGUGGGAGUUGGAUUCUGAUUAUUACCUUCAUGUAUCAGGGAUUGGAGAUGAUCUUCUGCCCGAUAGUUGCACCGUAGAAAAUGGUUGUCAAGUGGAACAUUUGGGUGACAGUCCUUUCGAUGAUGUUAAGCCUUCGGAAAAAAGAGUUCCUUUGGCUCCAAUUCCAGCUUGUAGGGAGGACUUUUCGCGCAUGAAGUUGACAUCGUUUGAUAAGCUGAUAGAAAGAACAUGCAGUUGGAUCAAGAAUGUACGACUUUCCAGUGACCUGGAUCAGAAAUCGUCUGGAAGCUUUGGUGUCGCACCAGAUGCAGCCGAAAUACAGCUCAAGAGUCCGAAUUGGCUUUUUGGCCAGAGAAAAUACGAGGAUCCUAGCUCGGCUCCAAAGCUGACUUCUGAUGAAGUUGCAAAUGGGAAUACUGAUAACGAGAAUACAAUUGACAGAUUAUGUGACCUUAAUUUGUUCUCGCCUGUUGUCGAGAGCAAUGAAGAAGAUGUCUUCCAACAAUACCUAGCCAUGACAACAGUCGACGAGACUAACGGGUGGUAUGGUGGCACACUGCUGGGUGAUCAAGACGAUAGCAGUGAGAUUUAUCAGCAUUAUGCAGAACUUAUUCAGGGGCCCACGAUGGAACCCUUUGAGAACGACAGUGAGAAGGAGAAAUACUAUGCAGAUCUCGUUAGUGUGAACAAGUUCGACUUCACCGACGAUACUGUUACAGAGGCAGAAAUGGAAGGCGCUCUAAACGCGUAUGCCCGAGCAGGUGCCGAUCUUGGAAUAUUCCCAAAGUCAUGCAACACACAGAUUCUUGACCCGAGCCAACUGACGAGAUGGAUUCUUGGUGAAGAUAGGCUACACAAGCUAUGAAAAGCCUGUAAUUCUUGCUCACCCCUUAAACAAAAGGAAAAAAAAAAAUGUGCCUAUGUGUAUAUAUUGGAUGAUGAUGGUCAUGAGGUGGGCAAUUUGGGUAUUCUUUUGCAUAUUGAUGCUAUAAAAACUUUGAGAUGUGAAAUAGUAUAAAAAUUGUAAAUUUGGUGUUUUUCAUUUGUCUUAUAUAUUUUGAAUUUAAAUUGUGAAUAAUUUUGUGCAUAGUGGCAACUUGGUAUGUCAUUUGAUGUGGAGUAAUUGUAAACAAAAGUAAUAUAUUCUAAACCUGAUUAUAAGCUGAAUAU